Rotaria sp. Silwood1 is the source of this 429-nucleotide messenger RNA. Lineage: Eukaryota; Metazoa; Rotifera; Eurotatoria; Philodinida; Philodinidae. The record is from the annotation of a GenBank genome assembly.
AUGGCGUCAUUAUUCUUUCAGUUGAUAUCAUUGGAUGAUAAUGCAACUACAUAUGAUAAUCAAAGUUAUAUUACUACUAUUAGUGAUAUUAUAACAGAAGAAUAUUCUAUUAAUAAUAUUGUUUCUACAUCAUUAAAUAAUGGUUCUAGCACUUCAAAUAAUAUUGCAUUGGCCAGACCAAAUUAUGUGAAUGAGUCUUUGAUUACUAGACUUGUAUGUCCUAUCAUUAUUAUUAUUUUUGUAAUUGCAAUAAUUGGUCUUGCUUUUCUUCGUCAUCAUCAACAUUUACAAACACAACAAAAGAAAGAAAAAGAAUACUUACAGAAUGAGAAAUUAUGUGCUCAUCCAUUUGAAGAAGUUCUCAUUGUUGCCGAUGAACCUCAAUCUAUUGAAUUAAUGCAAACAAGACCAACAGAAACUACAAAUUGA